AUGCCACAAACAAAGAAAGCUCAAGAUAUAGACAACAUCAAAGCCAUCAUAAGCAACUACAUGAAAGCCCAAUACAGACCAUAUUCGACUAAUGAUAUUUUGUUGAACUUGCACAAUCAGGUCCCGAAACAAAAAUUGAGCAAGGGGUUAGCAACCCUUGUCAAAGAGAAGGAGCUCAUUGUUAAAACGGUGGGGAAGACUAGCUACUACUGUUUCAAAAUGUUGUCACAAGAACUAGAGAGUUCGUAUACAGAGCUAUUGGAUGAAGUUCCACAGAUUGAGAAGGAGACUGCUGAGGUCGAGGUUGAAUUGAACGAACUUGCAACAGAAUUGAAAAAUCUCAAGUUAACACCUUCCAACAGCGAAAUCAGCCAGAGACUUGUUGAAGCUAAGACAGAGUUAGAAGUUUUGAGAAACCAACAGCAACAUCCUCGUAAUAAUCCCCUUAAUAUCAAGGACACAAAUUCGCACAUUUCCCAGUUGAGACGUUUUAAGUCACUUCGUGGCACGGUGCUUGAUAUCACAGAGACAAAGAGCAUAUUGAACUCUAUGGGCAUCGACGAAGCUGAAAUGAAGAGGUUUCUCCCACAAUUAGCAGAGCAAUUGCAUUACUCAGCAUCGGACUCCUCCAAAAUAGCUCUCUGGGGCACAAUUGGAACGGCACUCGCAGGGCCAAUUUCCGGUGCCGUAGUUGAUCGCAGAGGCUACACGUUGUCGCUGUUCAUUGGCGCACUUCUCAUCAUUUCGGGCUAUGGUGGCAUGAAAUGCCAAUAUGAUCAACAGCACAGCCAGAUUAAACUAUCCUGCUUUUGGUUAUUUUCAAUAGGGUUGGGGUCAACGUUUAUCAAUUCUGCAUGCCUAAAGUGCUGCGCAGUGAGUUUUCCCAGUAUCAGAGGAGUUGCAACUUCUUUACCCCUUGCAUUGUACGGGUUGAGCGCACUUUUCUAUUCUGUAAUUGCUUCGGUCUUUUACACGGGGAGAACCUCAGAGUUUUUGGGAUUUGUUGGCAUAUCUAUUGUUGCAAUUUGCUUUGUUUGCUUUCCAAGUGUUUACAUAGCGGACAAAGAGCAUAAGCUUCGAAACGCUUCUACAUUCAGAAAUAACCACUCCUUGGAGCUUCGAGAAAAAAGUGUCAAUCCUGAUUCCAAAGCCGAAUUGUUCAAGAGUUACAAAUUUUGGCUACUUUUUGCAAUUCUCGGCUCGUUGGCUUCCUUGGGCCAAAUGUACAUUUAUUCAGUGGGCUACAUCGUCAAGUCCUUGGUUGGAUUCACUAUUGCUGAACAAAACUUGGAAAUCACAACGACCGGUGACAAGAUUGAUGUGCUAAUUCAGCAACAACAACAACUACAAGUAGGAAUGAUUUCGAUUGCAAAUUGCGUUGGAAGAAUUUUGUCUGGUAUCCUAGGUGAUAUUAUCACCCAAUCCUUUUCAAUGCCGAGGUCAUGGCUUCUAUUAAUACCUUCCGUGGGCACAACUUUUUGUCAAUUGCUUACUUCAAGCACCCAACAAUACGCCAACCUUCCACUAAAUUCCUUUUCAGUAGGUCUUUUUUAUGGGUUCACAUUUUGUCUAAUACCCAUCAUAGUAGGGGAUAUUUUUGGAAUGGAAAAUUUCUCUUUUAAUUGGGGAAUAACUUGUCUCGCACCUAUAGGACCCAGCUAUUAUUUCACCAGCAUGUUUGGUAAGGAGUACGAUUUGAAAUCGAAAAAGGUAGACUCGUUAACUACGAGCGAAAGCGGCGACAUUAUCACAAGCUUGGGAUGUGUUUUGGGUAAUAAGUGUUAUAGUGACAUUCUCGGUGUAACAGCAGGUGUAGGUUGUGUGGCAACCAUUUUAGUGCUCAUUUUCAACUUUAGUGAUGUACUAUUCAGAAGAAGACGGGAGACAUUAUCUUUACUGGAAAUUCGCAAUAAGAACUUGUACAUAGAAAAACCCAACUAA
Messenger RNA from Lodderomyces theae, 1941 nucleotides. RefSeq lists its product as uncharacterized. The transcript is spliced from 5 exons. The record is from RefSeq and is a predicted model, not a curated record. The coding region runs from base 1 to 1941 and encodes 646 amino acids. Gene Ontology annotation, molecular function: transmembrane transporter activity. Lineage: Eukaryota; Fungi; Ascomycota; Pichiomycetes; Serinales; Debaryomycetaceae. Gene Ontology annotation, cellular component: membrane. Gene Ontology annotation, biological process: transmembrane transport.